Molecule: messenger RNA, 9285 nt
Organism: Meriones unguiculatus (Mongolian gerbil)
Lineage: Eukaryota; Metazoa; Chordata; Mammalia; Rodentia; Muridae
Gene: Ttll4
Product: tubulin tyrosine ligase like 4
Biological process (GO): protein polyglutamylation; microtubule cytoskeleton organization
Cellular component (GO): cilium
Molecular function (GO): tubulin binding; tubulin-glutamic acid ligase activity
Source: RefSeq, a predicted model, not a curated record
CUGGGGGCGCGCGCAGAGAGGAGCAGACGGCCGGCGGCGCUUUGGUCGCGUGGCUCAGCGUGGUUGCUAGGGACACCUGAGGUCGCCCGCUCGCCCAGCAGGCGCACUGAGGAAGGAGUGCGGAGCCGGCGCCGAGCUGCGGUGAAGCAGAGUGCCUUAGAAUACUUCGGCUGUGAGGCCAGCAUUGAAAGUGAUUAAUUGCUGAGCACUGAAUUUGAUGAACUGCUGACUGGCGCUUGGCAGGCGCUCCAGUGAGGUGGUGGCUGCUGAUGCAGCGUUGUUGGGAAGAGGAAGAGUGCCGUGGAAACUUCGCCCAAGUAAUGCUGACCGAUUCAAGGAUGCAGCUGGUGCUAGACCUGUGUGUCACCUUACCUGAGCCAGGCCAUGAGGCCAUGUUGCCAUGAUGUGGGCCCCUCAUGGCCUCAGCAGGAACAGAGCACUACAGUAUUGGCCUGCGCCGAGGAAGCAGCUUCAAGCAGAGAUGUCCCUCAGGCACAGUGUCUACUUCACCACCUGAGAAACCCUCAGAGGUCAAAGUCUGGUCUCAGGCCCAUCAGCAGGUGAAGCCAAUCUGGAAACUGGAAAGGAAGCACGUAGGGCCACUCUCAGCAGGGCUGGGCAGCAGUCUCUUGGGAGUCCCACCCCAGUCAGCCUAUUUCUUUUGCCCUAGCACUUUAUGUAGCUCUGGGACUACAGCUGUCAUUGCAGGCCAUAACAAUCCCUGUUACCUGCAAUCUCUCCCUGACUUGUUCAGCAAUACUCUGCUGUACCGCCGCACCAACGUGAGGCAAAAACCAUACCAGCAACUGGAAUCUUUCUGCUUGCGUUCCAGCCCAUCAGAGAAAAGAUCUUUUUCUUUUGCUCAGAAGGGUCUCCCUGUCAGUGUCACUGCCAAUAAAGCCACAUCUUCUACAGUCUUUCCCAUGGCCCAGCCCAUGGCAUCUUCACCCACUGAUCCAUACCUCUCACUGGCAGCAGCUGGGGAAAAUCCUUCAAGGAGGAGCCUGUCCUCUGCCAUCUCAGGGAAGAUUGCAUCUCCACUGUCUUCCUACAAGCCCAUGCUGAACAACAACUCCUUCAUGAGGCCAAAUAGCACUAAAGUGCCCUUAUCACAAGCCACAGAUGGCCUGAAGCCGGUAUCCUCACCCAAGAUCCAGCCUGUCUCUUGGCAUCAUUCAGGGGGUACUGGAGACUGUGUACCCCAGCCUGGUGAUCAUAACGUGCCCCAAAACAUUGGUACUGUCUUAGAUGAUAUCACUAUCAGCCCAUCUGCCCCUAGCACCCUCAACAUAUCCACAGCCAGUAUUGCCUCUUCCCAGUGCAGUCAGAGUAACUUUAGGAUGGACGCACAUCCCUGUGGCCUGGAUGAAAACCCAGAUUCCCAGAGUGCUACUAAAGAGGAACACUUCUCUGAGGCUGUGAGGAAGUUGACUGCAAAGAGCUUUGAGAAGAUGCCACAACAAGGCUACCAGUUUGAACAAGCUUGUUUUGUGAACCCCAGCUUCCAGUGGGGUCUUCUCAACAGAAGCAGGCGGUGGAAAUCUCUGAGCCAGCGGUUUCCUCAGGAGGAUAUUGGAUUAGACAAUGAGAUCCUUCCUGGUGCCUCAGACACCUUGGGGUUGGACAGUACAGUUUUUUGUACCAAAAGGAUCAGCAUUCACCUCCUUGCCUCACAUGUCCAUGGGUUCAACUCCAGCCCUACCUGUGGCUCUGUAGUUGACCCCCAAUUACUUGGAGAAGACAGAGCUACUGUUCCCCCUUCUUCCCUCCAGCCUCUUGGUGUAGCUGAAGUGUCUACUCGCCUUUCUUCUGUCCAUCUUGGCCAGCUUGGGAAGGAGUCUGAGGAAACCAAGGAGCUGAACUCAUAUGCUAGGGAUAGUUGUUCAGCUACUGACCUCCGGCCAAAUCAGGUGGAGCCUGAAGAUAUAGAAGAUGAACUAGAAGAUGGUUUAGAGGAUUGCUGUAGCCAUGAUGAGAAUGAAGAAGACGAUGGAGACUCAGAGUGCUCUUCUUUAAGUAUUGUCUCCCCCAGUGAGUCGGUGGCUAUAAUAUCUCGGACCUGCAUGGAUUUAACGACCAAAUCCAUUCCCAGUCAUGAGAAAGUUUUACGGCCAGCCCUCACCUACAGUCUCUUCCCCAAUGUGUCCCCUACCAUCUAUUUUGGUACUCGGGAUGAAAGAGUGGAGAAACUUCCCUGGGAACAGAGGAAGCUACUCCGGUGGAAGAUGAGCACAGUGACCCCCAACAUUGUCAGGCAGACCAUCGGACGCUCACACUUCAAAAUCAGCAAGAGAAAUGAUGACUGGCUGGGCUGCUGGGGUCACCACAUGAAGUCUCCUGGUUUCCGAUCCAUUAGAGAGCAUCAGAAGCUAAACCACUUCCCAGGCUCCUUCCAGAUUGGGAGGAAGGACCGGCUGUGGCGGAACCUGUCUCGAAUGCAGAGCCGUUUUGGCAAGAAGGAAUUCAGUUUCUUCCCCCAGUCUUUUAUCCUGCCCCAGGAUGCGAAACUCCUGCGCAAAGCCUGGGAGAGCAGCAGCCGCCAGAAGUGGAUUGUGAAGCCACCAGCAUCUGCUCGAGGCAUUGGCAUUCAGGUCAUUCACAAGUGGAGUCAGCUUCCCAAGCGCAGGCCCCUCCUGGUACAGAGGUAUCUACAUAAACCCUACCUCAUUAGUGGCAGCAAAUUUGAUCUUCGGAUCUACGUUUACGUUACUUCUUAUGAUCCUCUGCGGAUUUACCUCUUUUCGGAUGGACUUGUCCGCUUUGCCAGUUGCAAGUAUUCCCCGUCCAUGAAGAGUCUUAGCAACAAGUUCAUGCACCUGACCAACUACAGUGUCAACAAAAAGAAUGCAGAGUACCAGGCCAAUGCUGAUGAGACUGCCUGCCAGGGCCACAAAUGGGCAUUGAAGGCUUUGUGGAACUAUCUGAGCCAGAAGGGAGUUAAUAGUGAUGCCAUCUGGGAGAAGAUAAAGGAUGUUGUUGUCAAAACCAUCAUCUCGUCAGAGCCCUAUGUGACCAACCUACUGAAGUUGUAUGUGCGGCGCCCCUACAGCUGCCAUGAACUCUUUGGUUUUGACAUCAUGCUGGAUGAAAACCUGAAGCCCUGGGUCCUGGAAGUCAACAUUUCCCCAAGCCUCCACUCUAAUUCUCCCCUGGACAUCAGCAUCAAAGGCCAGAUGAUCCGAGAUCUCCUGAACCUUGCAGGCUUUGUUCUGCCCAACAUGGAGGAUAUCCUCUGCAGUUCCAGCAGCCCCAGCAGCUCCAGUGGCUCCAGCACCAGCCUGCCAAGCUCUUCUAGGGAUGUCAAAUGUCAAAUGACUCCAGAGCAUUUCACUGCACAGAAGAUGAAGAAAGCUUAUUACCUAACCCAGAAAACUCCUGACCAGGACUUCUAUGCAUCUGUGCUCGAUGUCUUGACACCAGAUGACGUUCGGGUUCUGGUCGAGAUGGAAGAUGAGUUUUCUCGUCGUGGUCAGUUUGAAAGAAUUUUUCCUUCUCGAUUCUCUUCUCGCUAUCUUCGUUUUUUUGAGCAGCCACGAUAUUUCAACAUUCUCACUACCCAGUGGGAACAGAAGUACCAUGGAAACAAGCUCAAAGGAGUAGAUCUGCUUCGGAAUUGGUGCUACAAAGGCUUCCACACUGGGGUCGUCUCUGACUCAGCUCCACUGUGGUCUCUGCCAACAUCACUCAUGACUGCCCCAAAGGGUGAUGGAACACCCAAUGCCAUCAGCAAAUCAGAGCGCAGCAAAUCAAGAAAGCAAAGCUGCUCCGAGGGAAACAGGCUGUCCUCUGAAAAUGGGACCACACCCAAGCCUAAGAAGAGUCGAGCUGGCCUUUCCCCUGUAUCUAGGAAGACUUUGUCCUCAAAGAACAAUCAGGACACCAGCAAAGAGUUCAGCCAUUCUGCCCAGGUGUUACCUGUACUCAAGUACUCCAGACUUUCUGCCCCCUCUGCUUCCCAGUCAGCUGACUCUCUCCUGACUGCUGUGAGCCCAUGACUGGUCUCCUGCACAGGAGCACUCAGCUACCUCAAGGGAACCAGCCUGCUGACCAGCUUGAGCCUCUACCCACCUCCACUUUGACCCUCAUCAGAGUAUUUUUUGAAAUGGUUUUAUUAGUAGAUAAGGGCAUCUGGAGGACUGGAGGGGUGGUGGUAAUGGGGAGAAGGUGAAGAAGGUUCACCCUCUGUCACCUUACUGCGUGCUGGCACUUCAUAUCUCAGUAGAGAAGCCAGUAAUGGCCAAGCAGCCUUAUAAAGCAGGGUUUGGUUUCUACUCUGAGAGCCAUGUGUGAUUUAUUUGAGGCCCUGUGCAGGGCUUGAGUUGUAGUUCAAGAAGAGAAAACGUGCUAAACACAGAAGUCUCUUGUUUGGUAAUUGAGAGGGAUUCCUUGAAGGUUCUGCUUCUCUUAGGACUCCUAGCCCCUACUCAUCCUUGUCUUAAAGAGCCAGUUUUAGAAACCUUCAGUUUUCAAAGACGGUCAGGAGAAACCAUGACAGGCUACACAUAUUUCCUGGCAUCCUGGUCUUGAGGUGACCUCCAAACCAUGUCUCCAUUUAAGCUUCCACCUAUUGAGUAGCCCUCUUUCUUCUGUGAGUCUCCCAGGGCUCCAGUUAGGAUCCCAGAUAAUCCUAGGUUAGCUGUUAUGUAGGGGAGGGUAGAAUGAGCUGCAUUUUUUCCUCAACCCGGGGAAAUCCUGUACUCUGUUUUGCUUUGAGCAGAGUUUGGUGCCUUGGCAGGCAGGUUUCAGCAUAGUCACUCUUACAGGACAGGCUUCUCAUUUCUCACAGUUAAUACUCAGCUGAAUCUACCUCCCUCCUGGACUCAGUAAACACUGAGCACUGAAUAAACACUGACUGAGUAAACUUGUGUAUACAGAUCUCCAAGGACACUGGCCCCUGAAACACUACUGUCCUCCCUAGUGUGGAGAAGUAGAGCCCAAGGAGGCCCAUUUCAGGAGAGGUUGGAUUGGAAGAGUUUUCAUUAGAACUGUGGUCUUCUAUCAUCUAGGUCCUCCCUGGGACCUGCAGUCUCUGUAGAUGUCCUUGCAUUGGGGCGUACAAGAAGCCAAUUGGCCCUAUGUCUGAUAAGCAAGAUUUGCCCUUUGCACACCGAGCAACUCAGUCUCAAGCUGGUCUUGUUCUGUAGCCAAUUGGCAUGGAGCCCUGGAAAGCUAAGAGAGACCUGACUGAGUUGAAGGCCAUAGAGCAGGUGAACAUGACGGUCAGCUCUAAGGCUGUGUUAACAGUUGUGAAGGAAGGUAGACAGCAAAGUCCUGUGUAGUACUUUAUCAUGAGUGAUAGACUUCAGAGUCAGACCACAGUGGGAGAGUCCACGGCCAUUCUGUAAAAUCUCUUCUGAUACCAACAGCCAACACCCUAUUGUCCUGGUUACAGUAUUCUAGUGCACAUGUAACAAAGGGACAAAGUCUGCUCAGCACCAUUAUGCCUGAUGGGUGUCUUCAGGGCAGAGGCCGGUUUUAGCCAAUAUACUCCUUGAAAAUAGACUGAUUCCUCAGCUUGCCCUCCGAGAGUCUCCCGUCACUCUCAGUAUCCAGCCCUGCAGCAGACUGGAGCCCACCAGAGAGAGGGACUUGGGGACACCCUGAUGAGGCAUGACAGUGCCCUGGCAGUUCUGUCCUGUGGCCCAGGCUUACCUGAAACUUUUCAUCCUUGCCUCAAAAUGCUAGCAUUGUUUCUGCAUCGCUGUGCCCAGCGAUUACAUUUGAAUGCCGAUGGGUCUGUUUUGCUAGUAGGAGAAAAAGUAGGGCUUAUGUAUUACAUUACCUUUCACUCUCAAGACAGUGAACCAUUGAUAAAUUAUUUCACAUGCAUAUUUUAGCACUGGCUAGUCAACAAUAGAUAGCAUUCACUUGAUUGAGGUAUUUUUUAAAAAAAAUAGAUUUUUAAAGUUUUGAAUUUAGAAGCAUUGUUAAAUGCAUAUUUAUCAGUGUAUCAGUUUUCCCAAGUCAAUAUUUUAACCAGCCUUUGAAGAAGGGAAACAAAUGCUCCCGAGACAAGGAAUGAAGUACAGUCUCUCUUUUAAAAUGAACAUGAGACCUACCCGGCAGGGCUGUGAUAAUCUAAACCAAACAAAAGUACUGGGGAUUUGGAGCUCCUGCUCUGUUGGUUUAUUAGCCACACUUUGUUCUAUGCAAGAAAUGUAAAAAUCUUUGCUUGAAACUGUGUGUAGCGGCUCGUCCCUUAAUCUUAAUCCUAGCACCCUGGGAGGCAGAAAUGGACCAACAGAGCCUCUCCUUGAUGGAAGGGAAACAGCUACCCAGAUAUCCCAGAAGAGACCAGCACAGUGUCUAUAUUCCUCACCAUCACCCUUCGCCUACUGCUCACCAAAGCACAGUUUUCAUUAUUCCUUUGAAUGCUGUCAUUCCAGUGGGGAUCUCUGGUCUGGUUUCAACUCUACAGCAUACAAGCAUCCCAGGGAGGGUAACGUUAAGCAUUAGAAAUGUGUGUGAAUUGGUAAUUUGGUUCUCCCAAGAGCCUUGAUUAACAAAGAAUAACAAGAAUGAGUACCUAGUGUCUAGGACAAAAAAUGGCACAGAAGACAGCUCAGCCAAGCACCUAAGGACUGCUGUAUGGACCCAGUAGUCGCCUCAGGUCUACUGUCAGGGGUUCAGUGAAGGGUACUAAUCCACACAUUGAGCAGUUUCUACUCCUUCAGCUGAAUUAGUUACCUGGGAGAAGGCGAUGCCAAAGGCUGCUAGGGAACUUCCUCUGUUGGCUUCGUGUUGGUACUGAAGGAGCCUUCUGAUUACUGUCCAAUGAAUGUCUAGUUUGCUUUGGGUCUGUAAGCAGUGACUUUUAGAGAGCUUGUCACUUGAUCCAAGCCUCCCCAGCAAUUUUUCUGUAAUCCCUGGGGACCCAUGGGGGUGGGCUCAUUUGACCUCCCUCUAUCAGCUUCAGAUUGGUGCAAGCAGCAAGCAGUCUUAGGUUGGUCUUAGUGGAUUUCUUAUGUGAGUGAAAGAUGACAGCAGGAUCAGUAGCAGUCAAACAUUAUCAUACCCAUUUGUGCUUUAACCAGAAUGUGCUGAGGUCUGAAAUACCAGGAAUUACCACAGAAAUCAACAUUUGAAAUGUUUCUGUAUCCUCUAAAUUCUAGUUUAACCAGGGAUAUCCAUCUCUCCAAUGUAGUUAUAGGGAUUAAAUUGGGUGUAAGACAACUAAAAAGUGCCUCACUGUGCAGAUUUCAAAUAAAUCCUAAAGUACCAAAAUGAUCCCCUAAGCCAUUCAUUGCAAUAGCAGGAGCAGUGCCAGGGGCUGUCGUGCUCUUAGCAUAGCGGUUCUAUGGUAGAGCUGCAACGGCUCAGCAGAUGUACGCAGGUGUGGCUGUGUCUUGCAGGACCAGGCUUGUUUGUUUCGCCAGGGCUUCUAAACAGAGUCUACAGGAGGAUGUGUGCAGGUUAAAUUUAGCAAAUGUUACUCCAUUUUACCUAAGGGAUUAAAACUGUCUGCUUUGGUAUCUUGGAGGACCUAGAACCAACCCCCACAGAGACUGGAGAACUGUGCUAUGAUUCUAUCAAUGGAAGAUUAGAGCUGAGGGUUUGAUCAAGAUAAUUAGCUUAAAGGUUUAGGUUUAGAGCCCCAUCGCCUGCCGGAGAGGCACAAGUAAAACUUAACACUAAGAAGCUCAACUACUGGAAUGCCAGUGACUAGAAAUGCACAGCUAUUGGUAGAAAUGCCAAUAUUGUUGGCAAGGGUUCUCAGGUCCAUUGAUAAAGUAGAACAGCCCAUAUGGCUAGCUGUUAGUAAAAUAUAUAUAUAUAUAUAUAUAUAUAUAUUACAUAGUAGAUACUGUUUAGACUUCAGAAAGGAAAAACUGAUCUUGAGUAUUGUGCUAAAUCAAAGAAGCCAGAAACAAGUGUAUAUGCUGAUUCCAUGCAAGAAAAGGGAACAAUCCUAGAAGGCAGGGAUUGCCUGGGGACUGUAGAUGGAGGGAAGUGGGGGGUUGACUAUAAAGAGGCACAUUGGAAAUAUUCUUUGUCUCAAUUGUGGUUGUAAUAACAACUGUAUCUUGUUGGCAGACCUCAAAAUUAUAUAGUUGAAAUGAUUAUAAUACUUAAGUAAAUAAAGCUGAUUUUCCUUCCUUUUUUGUCAUUUUUCAGUGCUGAGGACCUAACCCAGGGUCUCAAACAGUGCUAGGCAAGUGCUCUACUGCUAAGCCAUUGUCCCUGGCCUAAAGCUAAUUAAGAAACAAUGCACAGGGGCUGGAGAGCUGGCUCAAAGGUUGAGAGCACUGGCUGCUCUUUCAAAGGUCCUGAGUUCAAUGUCCAGUGACUACGUGGUGGCUCAUAAGUAUCUAUAAUGAGAUCUGGUGCCCUCCUUGGUCAUGCUGGUGUACAAAAAAAAAAAAAAAGAAGAAGAAAGAAACAAUGCACAUGCAAUAUCAUUUUCUGAGAUGUAGAAAUUAAAACCAUCAUCACAGUGAGGUAACAGGAGUACAAAUAGAUUGAAAGGUAGCUUGGAGGACUGGGCAAAGCCAUUCAUUGCAGCCUGCAUAUGUGACUUGUGUGACCAUAAUAAGAUCACAAUUGAACCCUUGCAGUUAUUUAUAAAGACAGCAUAUCUUCCUGUGAUCCAGAACAUUGAGAGGAGCAAAACAGAGGAGGAAAUACUGUAUAGUUACUGAAAUCUGGAGGGAAACUCAGCUAGCUAUGGGUGCUGAAGGCAGCAGUAGUUGCCAAAGAGGAUCCUUGUGGAGUGAUAGCAAUGCUCUAUACCUUGGGUUUUGUGGGUAACAUACUUGUUAAGACACUGAACUAUGUAAGACCUGUGCAUUUGUAGACAGCAUUUUAUAAUUGAAGUGAAAUUGAUGUGUUAAAUUAACAUUUUAAGUGUACAUUUCAGUGAUAUUUUUUAGAUUCAUAAUAUUGGACAACUUUCCCUUCCCCCUUGUUCUAGAAUAUUUUUCUAAACUUGAAAAACUCUGCCCACUGAGCAGUUGCUCCUCCUCCUCUCCUCUGUCCCCUGCACAUAGUAAUUACCAAUCUUUCUGUUUCUGUAGGUUCACCUUUUCUGGAUAUUAUACAUAAAAGAAUUGUGUUCUUUUUUUUAUCUGGCUUAUCUGACUUAGCAUGACUUCAGCAUUCACUUUGUAAGAGGUCAACACUUCGUUCCUCUUUAUUACUAGUAUAUACUCACUGUAGAAAAUAAUGGGUUUUGUCAUGACAUUUUCAUCAUAUAUAUUUAUCUCCCAUGGUCCCGUUCCUCUUCCCUGAUAGUCAUUGUAUGCAUGUGUGUGCGCUUUGAAUAAAGGCUGUGCUAGUGUGAGAAAA